GCUCCCCCACUGCUGCUGGCCUCCCCUGCCGCUGGCGCUCCACCCCCUGCGGGGCUUCAUCCAGGAUUAUAAAAUUUGGAACUCCCCAACUACAAAACGAAACAGAAGCACACACAAAUCAAAACCAAGAAAGCCACCAACUCUCCCGUUCAUUCUGUUGACUGCCCUGCUCUAAAAUUCAGGUGCUUAAACUAACUUCUGGAAUGUGCCAGUUUAAGGAAAAGAUCACUCAGGGUGAACCCCAGAAGUCAUGUUCCAAAGCUGUAGCAGAGAAAGUUACGGAGAGUUGUCAACAAAUUUGCCAGUGUAGACCACCUCCUCCUUUACCACCCCCUCCACCACCUCCACCACCACCAAGGUUGCUUGUAGUCCCAACUACAAAGUCUACCUACUGCCCGCCUGAGGGGACCUGGUGGCCAGGCCUGAUUAUUAUCAUUGCAGUAUGCUGCGCCACGCUAGUGUUCCUCAUUGUAGUUGUCAUCAUUUGCUACAAAGCCAUAAAAAGGAAACCACUGAGAAAAGAAGAGAAUGGAACAAAUCGAGCUGAAUAUGCAAUGACCUCCUCCCAAAACAACAAAACAGUUGAUAAUAAUGCAGUUGUAUAAUCUCUGAGACCCACCCCCCCACAAUGCUGGAGGUGUUAAACUUUCAAAGCACACGCGCAAGUAUGCAAGGUGGGUGAAAUAAGGAAAUGAAAGGCACUCUGUGGCCAAGGACUUCAUUUCAGAUAUAGUGCACGCAUCAGUUAUUCAGAGAAGAAAAAGAGACUGCUCUUCAGGCUUGCUGAUUGUCAAAGGGAAGAUAAACUUGCCAAUCAGGGUUAUCCAGAGAAAAGACCUCACAAAGGCAUAAUCAUUGCAUGCUGCAGCUGUUGAAAGCAACAUCACGAUGCCUCCAGGUUCCUCCUCUUCUUUUUUUUCCUCUUUAUUUUUGAUUGACUGUCCACAAAGAGCUGCUUAAGUAGAAUCCUUUGAUGUGAAGGUGAUCUGCCAGAGUGGCAGCAACUUAUUAUAAAUGGGUCUGAGGUUCAGAGAGUGGAAGUCACCACCUGCAUGCUUCUCUGGCUUGCACAGCAUUUUCAUUUACAAGCUCCCAGCUUUGUAUGCUUAAAUAACAAUUAUUAUUUUGUUAUGAAAAAGGGAAAAAGGGGUUUGUUAAUCCACCAAGCAACCAAAAACUGCAUGAACUUGUGAAUUAACCCAGGAAAUAAAUCUGCAGUCUGGUGACUAUGCAAUUUCCAUGGCUGAAGACUUUUCAGGCAAAAGAAAUCUAAGUAGGAUCAUUAGUGAUUAGCAUUGCUAAUGAAAGAUAGAGGUAAUAUUUAAAAGGUGCUUUGAACACUGUUAUUUCAUAAUCAGCCUCUUUUUUUACUGCAUAGCUUUUAUUUCUUAGCUUUACAAAAAGUUCUAGAUCUCUUGUCCUCUGUGAAGUUCUGCACAUUUACUGUAUUUGCACCACACAGAUCUGUCAGAGAAUCCCUCUAGAAAGGAUUUUGUUUACAUUUUGGAGUGAAUAUAUGGGCUCAAUUGUGAUAAAA
Gavialis gangeticus (Gharial) is the source of this 1537-nucleotide messenger RNA. It is a transcript of the gene PRIMA1, whose product is annotated as proline rich membrane anchor 1. NCBI's taxonomy places the organism in Eukaryota, Metazoa, Chordata, Crocodylia, Gavialidae. The transcript is spliced from 5 exons. The coding region runs from base 204 to 605 and encodes 133 amino acids. The record is from RefSeq and is a predicted model, not a curated record.